Lathyrus sativus (Indian pea) is the source of this 1362-nucleotide messenger RNA. Lineage: Eukaryota; Viridiplantae; Streptophyta; Magnoliopsida; Fabales; Fabaceae. The record is from the annotation of a GenBank genome assembly.
AUGUAUGUUGAGAAAAAGAAAGGGCUUGAUGAUGAGAAGAGUUUGGUUGAGAAGAGGUUGAAGGAGUUUGAGUUUGCUAUGGAGUCCAUUUUACAGCACCUGGAAGAGAGUAACAUAGUGGAGAGUGGUGAAGAUUUUGUUCCUGUGUUAAGUUUUGAUGGAAAUUUUGAUUGGAAGAAGAUUCACAGCCUUAUUGUUAGGGAGCUUCGGAGACUUGAAGAAGGAUUGCCCAUCUAUGCUUAUAGGCAGGAAAUUCUUCCGCAAAUACAUCAUCAACAAAUAACUGUGUUGAUCAGAGAGACUGGUUCUGGGAAGAGUACUCAAAUAGUGCAGUUUCUAGCUGAUUCUGGCAUUGGGGCUGAUGGGUCAAUUGUGUGCACCCAACCUCGCAAGAUUGCAGCCAAGUCAUUGGCUCAAAGGGUACAGGAGGAAAGUAGUGGAUGUUAUGAAGAAAGUUCUAUACAGUGUGUUUCUACAUUUUCAUCAAGUAAGAAGUUUGAUUCCAGGAUAUCAUUCAUGACAGAUCACUGUUUAUUGCAGCGGUACAUGGGCGAUAGAAAUUUGUCUGGAGUGUCGUGCAUUAUAGUUGAUGAGGCUCAUGAAAGGAGCUUAAAUACAGAUCUACUGUUGGCAUUGAUAAAUAAUUUACUAUGUAAGAGGGUUGAUUUGUGCCUUAUCAUUAUGUCUGCUACAACUGAUGUAAAACAGCUAUCGGAUUAUUUCUAUGGCUGUGAAGUUUUUCAUGUAAAUGGGAGAAACUUCCCGGUUGAGAUGAGAUAUGUUCCUUCUAAUUAUGGACAUCAUUCUGGCUCUGCUGCUGUGGAUUCCUAUGUUGUUGAUGUUGUCAAAAUGGCAACAGAGAUUCAUAAAAUAGAGAAGGAAGGAACCAUUCUUACCUUUCUGACCUCACAGGUAGAAGUAGAAUGGGCUUGUGAAAAGUUUAAAGUCCUAUCUGCUGUUGCUCUGCCCUUGAAUGGAAAACUUACAUCCGAAGAGCAAUUUCAUGUUUUCCAGAACUAUCCUGGAAAAAGUAAAGUGAUAUUUUCAACCAAUCUUGCAGAGACAUCAAUUACAAUUCCUGGUGUCAAGUAUGUGAUAGAUUCUAGGUUGGUUAAAGAUUACCGAUUUGAUCCUUGCACUGGGAUGGAUGUACUUAAGGUUUGUUGGAUCAGCCAGAGCUCAGCUAAUCAAAGGGCUCGUCGUGCUGGGAGGACUGAGCCUGGCAGGUGCUAUAGGAUGUACUCAGAAGCUGAUUAUCAUUCUAUGGAACUAAAUCAAGAACCUGAGAUUCGGAGAGUUCAUCUUGGUGUAGCAGUUUUGAAGAUCCUUGCUUUAGGGGGUGAAGAAUGUGCAGGAUUUUGA